Molecule: messenger RNA, 3276 nt
Organism: Myodes glareolus (Bank vole)
Lineage: Eukaryota; Metazoa; Chordata; Mammalia; Rodentia; Cricetidae
Gene: Dpf3
Product: double PHD fingers 3
Biological process (GO): nervous system development
Cellular component (GO): nBAF complex; nucleus
Source: RefSeq, a predicted model, not a curated record
UAGAACUCUGAGACAGACAAUAUUCUGUUACAUUGUAGCAAAAUGGCGACUGUCAUUCACAACCCCCUGAAAGCGCUUGGGGACCAGUUCUACAAGGAGGCUAUUGAGCAUUGCCGGAGCUACAACUCACGACUGUGUGCAGAGCGGAGCGUGCGCCUCCCCUUCCUGGACUCGCAGACUGGGGUGGCCCAGAACAAUUGCUACAUCUGGAUGGAGAAGAGGCACCGAGGCCCAGGCCUGGCUCCGGGCCAGCUGUACACGUACCCUGCCCGCUGCUGGCGCAAGAAGCGACGAUUGCACCCGCCAGAGGACCCAAAGCUGCGACUCCUGGAAAUAAAGCCUGAAGUAGAGCUGCCCCUGAAGAAAGAUGGCUUCACCUCUGAGAGUACCACACUGGAGGCCUUACUUCGUGGUGAGGGAGUGGAGAAGAAGGUGGAUGCCAGAGAAGAGGAGAGCAUCCAGGAAAUACAGAGGGUUUUGGAAAAUGACGAAAAUGUAGAAGAAGGGAAUGAAGAGGAGGAUUUGGAAGAGGACAUUCCCAAGCGCAAGAACAGGACCAGAGGACGGGCUCGUGGCUCUGCAGGCGGCAGGAGGAGGCAUGAUGCUGCUUCUCAGGAAGACCACGACAAACCCUACGUGUGUGACAUCUGUGGCAAGCGCUACAAGAACCGGCCGGGACUCAGCUACCACUAUGCUCACACUCACCUGGCCAGCGAGGAGGGUGAUGAAGCCCAAGACCAGGACACGCGGUCCCCACCCAACCACAGAAACGAGAACCACAGACUCACCCUGUGUCCACUUCUAAUUCUAGGCAUUUGGGGUUCUUCAGAUGAACUUAUCCUACUUGCUUUCCAUGAUGGACGAGUCUACACCCUGAGAGCUGACGCUAAGAACAGACACUUGUGCACACUCCAAGCCCAGAAAGGACCAGAUGGGACAGUCAUUCCCAAUAACUACUGUGACUUCUGCCUGGGGGGCUCAAAUAUGAACAAGAAGAGUGGGAGGCCGGAAGAGCUUGUGUCCUGUGCAGACUGUGGACGCUCUGGUCACCCAACUUGCCUGCAGUUCACUCUGAAUAUGACCGAGGCAGUCAAGACCUACAAGUGGCAGUGCAUAGAAUGCAAAUCCUGCAUCCUGUGCGGGACUUCGGAGAACGAUGACCAGCUACUCUUCUGUGACGACUGUGACCGUGGUUAUCACAUGUACUGUUUAAAUCCCCCCGUGGCUGAGCCCCCAGAAGGAAGUUGGAGCUGCCAUUUAUGCUGGGAGCUGCUCAAAGAGAAAGCCUCAGCCUUUGGCUGCCAGGCCUAGGGCCUCAGGUCACAGAAUGUGACAUGCCGCCAGAGAGCGGAGGCCUGUUCUAUCCAGAUGGAGCUUUCCUCCUGCAUAUCCACACAGACCAACUGUAAGGAAAACGAGUAGUUACGGAAGGACCUGGACGCCGGAACCAGGAGGGCAAGGCCUCGACUCGCUUACCGCCCUGCCUACGCCCUCCAGCCCACAUGUGGUAUUCAGCUAGUCCUUCCUCAUUUCUACCAGAGGGAGCUUGCACUUCUGAAGAACAGUUCAGCCCCAGCCCUGUGGAACCUUCCUCACGUUCGCCCUCACAGUGUAUCUCUCUCAUGACUUCCCAUUUUAGAGGAAGCCAUUUUGUGACUGCUCACAAUCACUUGUGUACUGAUGGUGUUCUUUUCUUUUUUAAGUCUCUUGUGUUUCAAGAUCCCUUCACGCAGCCUCUUCACCUUUAGCGUAGGCUUGUCAACCAAAACUCUCACAGAGGAACAAAAUGCUGUGGAAAAGUUGUUACUUAUUACCCGCUUCGCCAGAAAUGUCUGCGUUUGGAGGCCAUCUUGAAGACGAAACUUGGAAACCUCUUGGUAAAGAUGUAGCUUUUGAACCUCGGCAGUGGCCUCCACAGCUGAGAUGGUCUUGAUCCCCUGCACCACCAAUUGAGGAGGGGUCGAGAGGGCCCGAGAGAUGGGAGGAAAAACCGGGACCCAAGCAUAACCAGUUCAUACGUGCUGUUCAACAAGAGAAGCUUUGCUUCGGAUCCAGGGGUUCCUUGACCUUCACAGCUGUGGUGUCCUUGAGAUGAGACAAACCACAGCCUACAAAUACAGGAAAGUGCUGAAGAUUCCCAGUGCCUCCCGACUAAGUUGAGCGUCAAGGCCUGGCUCAGUUUCCGCUGGUGGGAGUCGAGCAUCAGCCAAGUGGGCAAAGGCUGCCCGUUCAAUGGUCCAAUGUUGUUUAAGAGAGAGUGUAGCUUUGAGAAACCCUUCAGUGUUAACGCUACGCUGUGAAUUCCUUUCCCGGGCAAUUUCCUCUUUCCAUGUAGUAUGUGUUUGCCAGUGACUACUGAGAUGUGACUGAGAAUUUUAGAAUGGAGGCGAGAUGACCAUUGCUUGACUAGAUCAUGGAGCAUGGUGAUUGCUUGUGACCUGGUGGCGGUGAUUCAGACCCCUCGUCAGCUCUUGUAGCUUAAGCUCCCCCCCCCCCCCGUGUGAGCUGGACUCCUGUUUGAAAUAAGAAAGUUUCUAGAGAAAGAGGUGGAGAGGCCUAGAUUCCAAGAACUCUGUGGGUCGGGAGACAGCCUUGUGGGCUGGGGUGGGGUGGGCUGUCUCUGGAUCACAGCAACAGCUUGGUAACUGACACAUUUCUGGAAAAAUCAUUUGCCCAAAGGGCAGGUCUCAGUGAGCAGGACCCUCGCGCAUGCUCGGCUUCCCUGAAAUCAGUCCCAUCGCUGUGGUCCAGCAGCUUGUAACAAAGGCCUGGGUUAUUUUUAGUCUUCAGCUCCUGAAGAAGCCCCUGGAGACCUGGGCUAGCUGGACCACUCUGCCCAGAUGCGGCAUCGCCUCUGCCACUCCACAGGACUCGUCCUCCCCCUGGCUAAUUGCUCCUGGCACAUGGACCCAGGGCAGCCUGGCAUGGAUCCAAGCAGUGUGCUCCCCUGCCCCCAACUCCUUUGCAGAGUGACCUGUGGCAAGAGAGUGGGGGUCUCCUGCAGGCCCUGUGGCCUCGGAGCUGGUUACAUGCAUACAUAAUGAUCUCAUUUAAAGGGGCCUUGUCCAGACUGCAUUUCCGCCUUCCUCACAGGCUCUCUUCCUCCUGCUGGAUUCUAAAGGCCCAGGGAAGGGUUGGAGGGGUGGUUCAUCUCCACAGAGUAGCACAUCCCCUCUUCGGACUCUGCUGGCUCGCCCUCUCUUCCCACAAAACCUAAAGCAGGGUAUCCUCAAAGGCUAAUUACUUGGUUGAGGAUUCAUUUUAAAUUAAUUUUAG